AGGCACUUGAUGGUUGAAUUGGAAGUUCGAAAGCGAGAAAACUCAGCAGCAAAAGUUUCUCUGGGUGCGUCGCCCAAUAGUCUCGAUACGCCCUGAAAGCGAGACGCAACCAUCAACGUUGAAGCCGAUCGCACCAUUGAUCAUUCAUCAUCGCAUGGAGAAUCACCAGCAGCAAGCCCCACCCUCCUCCGGCUCCGCAUACCCACCUCAGCCCCCUGCUCCUCCUCCUUCCUUCCACCACCUUCUUCAACAGCAGCAGCAACAGCUUCACACAUUCUGGACCUACCAGCGCCAAGACAUCGAGCAUGUCAACGAUUUCAAGAACCACCAGCUUCCUCUCGCUCGCAUCAAGAAGAUCAUGAAGGCCGACGAGGACGUCCGCAUGAUCUCCGCCGAAGCCCCCAUUUUGUUCGCCAAGGCCUGCGAGCUCUUCAUCCUUGAGCUCACCAUUCGAUCCUGGCUCCACGCCGAGGAGAACAAGAGGCGCACUCUCCAGAAGAACGAUAUCGCCGCCGCCAUCACCCGCACUGAUAUUUUCGAUUUCUUGGUUGAUAUUGUGCCCAGGGAUGAGAUCAAGGAUGAGGCCGCCCUUGGUGUUGGUGGAAUGGUGGGGCCCCCCGCCAGCGGUGUUCCUUACUACUAUCCGUCUAUCGGCCAACCUGCCGGUCCUCCCGGUGGCAUGAUGAUUGGACGGCCGGCGGUGGAUCCGACUGGAGUGUACGCCCAACCGCCUUCGCAAGCGUGGCAGUCAGUGUGGCAGACGGCGGCGGAUGAUGGGUCCUACGGCAGCGGCGGGAGCAGUGGACAGGGCAAUCUUGAUGGUCAGAGAUGAAAAAUGGGAUGAAAAUUCGUUGUUUCUAAUUGAACGUAUGACACAUCUAAUAUGUGUUUUUAAUAAAUUUGAGGGACCGUAAUGAAGGGUAACUUAAAUGGGGUUGCACCUGUAGACGCCGGGGUCAUUUUCAGACUGAAAUUGAAUUUGCUGGAGACUUGUGCGUUCGAUAAAUUUGAAGUUUGCCUUGGGGAAUAAAUAUAUUUCAAGAGUUUGUACAUGUGAAUAGGUGCUUUGCAAAUUUAUAUUCGAAUAGCUUAUCUCAGAAGAACUGCCGGUGCUUUUUUUUUUUUUUUUGGCUAUGAAAGACCUUGCACGCAGGUUGUACGUGUAGCUGUCUCUCAAGGUAGAAAAUAUACUUACAAAUAUUCAGUUGUUUCUGGCCAACGUGCAGGUGCAAUAGUCAGUUUGUACAUGUGAAUUAGGAUUGUUUUGAAAUGAAAUUAUGGUUGAUAAAAGUUUUAUGAUACUUUAUUCAUUAUAUAUUUGUUAUUUUGUUAGUGAGACUGUGAUGGAAUUGGAAUAUGUAAAUUUAAUGAUCUUAUAUUGGAAAAUGUUCUUCUAGAAUUUGCAAUUUUAAUUUUAUAUAUUGACAAGUUUAUCCACUUGAGAAGGACGUAGGACACAUCAGAGAUGUAUUGCAUGCUUUUGGACACCGGAGUCAUAGUUAGUCAUAUUUUCUGGAGAUUUGCACCUUGUAUAGAUACGAAGUUUAGAUAGGUAAAUGGAUAACAUUUCAUGAUUGAAAUCGAGCAAGUAGGUGAUUUUGGGGAAGAUUGGACAGCCUAACUCAGAUUUAUUUUGCAAAGAAAAAUUCUGCACAUUGGGAAUCCUUGUAGCCUCUCUCCAGGGUAGAAAAGAUACAAUUAAAGGAGGUUGAUGCAGAUUGUUGACAUUGAAAAUGUUUCUUGUUUCUUCCGAUAUAGACAUACUUUACACUUUCAAAUUUUGAUUUUUUCUUCAGUGUGACUGGAAAUUUUAACUUUUGCAUUACAUAUUUAAUUAUGCCGUCAACAUGCCUUUCUUUCUAUUGCGCCAGAUUUGAAGAGUUGAAAGACUGAUAUUCUUUUUGCUUUUUACCCCCUGCGCCUUAAAAGAUAGGCAUUCAAUGAAUUUUGUUUUGUUUGUACUUUGUUGAUGAGCAUCAGGGCUUUUAUAUUUGAAAAUUAGGGACGAAGUUUAUGCUGCUCUUUGUUAUGCUGUUGAUGUUUGAUUACAUCUGGCACCAUGAGCUUUCAUUUUGUUAAUUGGCAUUGUAUGGCCAAACUCUGUUAUACUUGGAUCUUCUCAAGUUCAGGAUUACUUUAUUCCUAUUUACCAAUGUUUUCAAAACUUGACCGGAUAUUGAAUCGAAAAGGUCAGCGAUUCGCACAGUCCAAUCAGGUUGGACCAAUGGUCGAACCGUUGACGUAAUAAUUAAAUUUAAAAAAUUAUAUAUGUAUAGAAUAAUUUAAAUAUAAGAAAUAAAUAUGAAAUUGCUAUUUGAUUUAAAAAUAAAUCAAAUAUUUUAAGUUUAUCAUGACUUAACAAGCCACAUAAUAUAACAUAACAUCAAAUGAUUAAAAAAAUUAGUCAUUUUUUUAAAAAAAAAUUGAUAAAAAUAAAAAAAGGAAAAGGGUUCUUUUUUUUUAACAGUCUGAUUUUUAAAAAUUGGAUCAACUGCCGGUCAAAAUGGUCCAAUCCGGCCCAACUUUUCAAAUGAUUUUUUUCAGUUUGACUGAGCCGUUAGCUUAACCAGUCGACGGUCCGACCAUCUGAUUCGAUCCAGUUUUUUAAUCAUUGCUAUUUACUAUGCUGUUUUUUUUUUUUGGGUCCAUGUUGUGUGGCUUAUUCUAUAUGUGUGGCUUACUCUAUAGAGUGAUAAUUAAUUCCCAUAGUUCCUUGUUGAUCAGUGCACCCAGAGUAUGUCAUUCCUUACGAUUAUUAGUUUCUUAAACUUAUAAUAUUUCCUUUUUGAAACAGAGAUAAAAGUAACUAGAUGGAGUCUUUGAGUAUCAAGUAGUUCAGCUAGAUUGUUUCUGAGUAUCUGUGCUCGUUCCCAGAAUUAAAAAAAUGCGUGGUUUGCUUAAAUAUGUUGUCUGUAUAACAUAAUGAUUCAAAUGUUAAUUACAGCUCAGUUGUUCCUUUUGUUGAGGGUGUAGAAUGAUGACGGAUUUUAGUGCACUACAUUGACAUGUUUAAGGAUGUAAACUAGUUAAUAUAUGUCGCUUCCUUCAACUUCAACUUCACUUGCUCCAACAAUGCGUGCCUUGGCGAACCUUCAUCAAUUGCCAAGCACUAUAUAUUUGAUCCGCUGCUACUUCAAAUUUAGCAUGUUUUGGUAGCUCAUUGGCUUUAGCAAAAUGAAUGACUUUUGCGGGGAUGAGAAUUAUAUCAAAGUUUGGUUAAAAUGCAUUUAUGAUUUAGCAUCUGGAGUUUAUUGCAUCAGCUAUGUGAAUUUAAAUUUGUUCAAAGUAGUACAAAGAGGUAUUCCAUUUUGGAAUGUGCUUGAUUUGCGUACGUAGUUCUUUUUAUCUUUUUUUCCCUGCUGUGCAUACUGAUGGUUGACAAUGAUUUCUGAUUCAACCUGCGGUUUCUUUU
Molecule: messenger RNA, 3412 nt
Organism: Prosopis cineraria
Lineage: Eukaryota; Viridiplantae; Streptophyta; Magnoliopsida; Fabales; Fabaceae
Product: nuclear transcription factor Y subunit C-1-like
Exons: 2
Coding region: 155-832 (225 amino acids)
Biological process (GO): regulation of DNA-templated transcription
Cellular component (GO): nucleus
Molecular function (GO): protein heterodimerization activity; DNA binding; DNA-binding transcription activator activity, RNA polymerase II-specific
Source: RefSeq, a predicted model, not a curated record